GGAGGGAGCGCUCCUCUCCUUCUCUCUGCAGCUUUUUCUUCCCCACCCUUUUCCUCCCAAAAGCAAAACCACCCGUUCUUCAAAAGGGGGGGGGGGACGAGAAGCGAUCACCGGGUCCCUUUUCAGCCCUGACCAAUUUUGAAGCCCAGCUACUCUUUCCUUGCAAGAGAGUCCGAUUAUAGCAAAGCAGCCGCAGCCUUCCCCCUCCGGCUAAUUCGGCAACCACGCACUAGCGCUUCCGCAGGAGCUGCACCCCGAUGAUCACCGGUCGCAGGCCGGGCUGCGCCCCAAAAGCUCUGCUGAGCUGGGGUGAGGGGCGAUGCAGGAUUUGCUGGGAGGAUGCUCCCUCCUCGCCCCCGGGGCACCAACUUUAAGGAGAAGUCCCGGGAUUGCAGCCUCCCUGCCUCUCCCCUCAGUGCAUUUAACUUAAUGCACCAGGACGGGCCCCAGCCAGCAGCCCCUCUGCCCCCCGACUUCCUUCUCCUCGCCCCGCAGCAGCCCGGGGUGCUGGCUGGUUGGCGGUCCCGGUGGAGUCCGCGCUGCCGUGUGUCUCUGUGCGGUGCGGCGGGGAAGCAGGAGCCCGGCAUGUGGCGUCCCCUUGCACCAUGAGAUACAGCGGGGGCAGCAGCAGCAGCAGCCCCAGCAGGAAGGCGGCGGCGGCCAGAAACCUGGGCUUGUAGUGUGCGAGGACCAGUUUGCCGGCUCCCGAGCCUGGCCCCUUGCGAGAGUGGAGCAGCCGCCGCCGCAGCGGCACCGGGAAGCACCACAAAAGCGGCGGCAUCAAGCCCAGCAGCAGCAGCCGGUGUCGGAGCGGCCGCGGCUCCCGCGCUCAGGUAGCCACAGCGGACAGCAGCAGCAGCUGGGCUAAGCCGGCCCGCCUCCCCCAGCACCCCAGAAGUCUCAGCACAGGCAGAGAUUUGUGAAAUUCAACAAGACUGGAAGCCUUCGUUUCUCAGCAAUGAAGAAUUCACCCAGCUGAUGUUGGAGGCAUUAGAUGGCUUCAUUAUAGCAGUCACCACAGAUGGAACCAUUGUAUAUGUUUCUGACAGUAUUACACCUCUACUUGGACAUUUACCUUGUGACAUAAUGGAUCAGAAUUUGUUAAAUUUCCUCCCAGAACAGGAACAUUCAGAAGUUUAUAAAAUAUUAUCUUCUCGUAUGCUUCUCGCAGAUUCUGCUUCAUCAGAUUCGCUAAAGACUGACAAUGAUUUAGAGUUUUACUGUCAUCUUCUGAGAGGAAGUUUGAACCCGAAGGAAUUUCCAACAUAUGAAUACAUAAAAUUUGUAGGAAAUUUUUGGUCUUACAGCAAUGUGCCUAAUUCCACCUGUAACUGCUUUGAUGGUGCUGUUCCACAGGCUUAUAGAACAUCACUAGGAAAACAAGUCUGUUUUGUUGCUACUGUUCGACUGGCAACACCUCAGUUUUUAAAGGAAAUGUGCAUAGUUGAAGAACCUUUAGAGGAAUUCACUUCAAGACAUAGUCUGGAAUGGAAAUUCUUAUUUCUGGAUCACAGAGCGCCGCCUAUUAUAGGAUACUUGCCUUUUGAAGUGCUGGGUACUUCUGGCUAUGAUUAUUACCACAUAGAUGACCUAGAACUCUUAGCAAGGUGCCAUGAACACUUGAUGCAGUUUGGCAAAGGAAAGUCUUGUUGUUACCGGUUUCUGACCAAAGGACAGCAGUGGAUCUGGCUGCAAACCCAUUACUAUAUCACCUACCAUCAGUGGAACUCCAAGCCAGAGUUCAUUGUAUGCACACACACUGUAGUAAGUUAUGCAGAUGUUCGAGUUGAAAGGAGACAAGAACUGGCCUUGGAAGCUGCACCCUCAGAAACACUAAAGGAUGGUGGCUUAGGCUUGAAUCCCGAACAGCACUUUAAUGCACUUCAAAUAGGCAUCUCAGUUCUCAACACUAGUCGGACACCCUCUGUAUCAUCUAGAAGCUCACGCAAAUCUUCCAACACACCCAUGUCUGAACCUGCAUCCACACCAACAAAACUGAUCACAGAGUCUAACGUUCCCUCCUUGCAAAGAACACCCUGCAUACAGCAGGAUUCAUCCAUGCAAAGACUCAGUCAACCUGUCACUAUUCAGGCAUCUUUGCCUUCUCAGACAUCAUUUGAGCUUCUCCCACAGCAGCUGCUGGCCCAAGCAGCUUUGCAAAAUCAGCCUACAUCUAUGGCACAGUUCUCGGCACAAUUUAACAUGUUCCAGACUAUCAAGGAACAGCUGGAGCAGCGAACUCGGAUCCUGCAGGCCAACAUUCGGUGGCAGCAGGAAGAGCUCCAUAAAAUACAGCAACAGCUCUGCUUGGUCCAAGAUUCCAGUAUACAGAUGUUUUUACAGCAGCCAACAGUGUCCCUGAGCUUUAGCAACAUACAGCAGCCAGAUCCUCAGCAGCUACAGCAGAGGUCAAGGAUAAUUUCUCAGCAGCAGCUUAUCCCCAGUCCUCAACUUCAAGGGCAAGUUGCAUCUUCCCAACCAGCAAACCAGCAAAUAUUAAGAGAAGCGAAUGUGGUAUCAAGCCAGGCUGUGAACAUGGCUCCAUCUGCUGCUAUAGCACAGGAUAGCAACCAGUGUCAUGUUAGUCCAGAUUUCAGCCAGGACCGACAACUGAGACUGUUGCUGAGCCAGCCUAUUCAGCCAAUGAUGCCUAGUUCCUGUAAUUCAAGACUCGCUUCAGAGAUCAGUGUGGCUGGACGCCAGGCUAAAUAUUCUCAAAACCAACAAUUGUUUCAAAGUCUGGAACUGCAAACUUCCAGCAGCAGUUCACCUAUAGUGCUGAUGGGACAAGCAGUGUUACAUCCAGGGUUUUCUGCCUCACAGCCAUCUCAGACAUCAUCUCUGCAACCUAUGCAACUCCAGCAACAGCAGCAGCAUUGCUACCUUCAGGUGCAGACACCAAGUCCUUUACACAGUGAGCAACCCGAUUCUUUGCUCCUGGCAUCCUACUCACAGCUGCAAGGAAAUAUAGGAUACCAUCAUCCACAGCAGCAGCCAGUGCCACUUGCUUCAAGAAGAACCAGUAGCUUGUCAGAAUCAUCAAAUCUACCACAGCCACUAUGAUAGUCCCACACCAGCACAAUCAAUGCACGAUUAGCUAUAACCAAUAGACCUGUGGGGCAGGAGAGAAGAAAUGACGGAACCUACAAUUUUGACUUUUGCACAUACAUUCAUUUCAAAGCUCCAUGGCAGUAGCAGACCACAGAGUGUGGACUGCAGCAGGCAAUGUAACGGAAAAGGAGUUGGAUUCAGUUUGCACUGUUUCAUGACAAUAUUAUAUAUCAUCAGACUGAGUAAAAUAAACAUGAAUGCUAUCCUGUGCGAACUCCAUCACUGAUUACUGUGCGGCAGGAGAACUUUCUUGUUGGUACAUCAUUCUGAGAGCACGCUGAUUCCUAAAGACUGUGAACAGACACAUGAGGUACUUGGCCUACACUGUUUCAGUUCAUCUUUUGUGUAAGAAAAGCAAUGGAACAAAAAUCUAUAGAGCAGAGAACAAGAGAUUAUUUUUAUUAUGAUUAUUAUCGUUUUGCACAACUGCACAGAAGAUAUAACCUAGGCACUUUCUAUAAAGAGAGGUUUGUGUCGUUAUUCUGGUGGCCAGACUGGUACAUCCAAUUAAACAGAAAGCCCAGUCACAGUUAAAAAUGCUACACAAUCCAUACCCCUUGAUUUAUAACCUAAAGGUAUUAAAGCAGUUUACCCUACCAGCUUUCUGAUUAAAAACAAAAAACACAGGACUGUUUCCUGUUUACUCUGUGAAUUUUAACUGCAAAGGAGAACUAAAAAUAUAAGCACAAUCAUGCAGCUGUAUUGUUCCAGAAUAUAGUAGACUCUUUGCUAAGAUAAAGUGGGUUCUUCUGCAAAAUGAACAGCCCACUUACAACUGGUCAUAGCAACAAGUAUCUGAAAAAUAUGCACUGUGUUUUGGCCCAGUGACUAGGGAUGCUGCAAAUUAUCACAUAUCUUUUUCAUGAUAACAUUUAAAUUUUCCUUUAAAAAUGCACUUUUUGCUUUUUUGUAUGUUUUAUGUUUCUAAGAAAGAUUUUAUGUAAUUAUAAAAUAAAAAGUAGUGCAUUGUACAGCUGUUGU
Gopherus evgoodei (Goodes thornscrub tortoise) is the source of this 4092-nucleotide messenger RNA. It is a transcript of the gene NPAS2, whose product is annotated as neuronal PAS domain protein 2. NCBI's taxonomy places the organism in Eukaryota, Metazoa, Chordata, Testudines, Testudinidae. The coding region runs from base 979 to 3063 and encodes 694 amino acids. Gene Ontology annotation, biological process: circadian regulation of gene expression; regulation of transcription by RNA polymerase II. The record is from RefSeq and is a predicted model, not a curated record. Gene Ontology annotation, molecular function: protein dimerization activity; DNA-binding transcription factor activity, RNA polymerase II-specific; RNA polymerase II cis-regulatory region sequence-specific DNA binding. The transcript has 19 exons. Gene Ontology annotation, cellular component: nucleus; CLOCK-BMAL transcription complex; cytoplasm.